This is a messenger RNA of Aspergillus sclerotioniger CBS 115572, 606 nucleotides long. RefSeq lists its product as uncharacterized. The transcript has 2 exons. The annotation marks the transcript as partial. The record is from RefSeq and is a predicted model, not a curated record. Lineage: Eukaryota; Fungi; Ascomycota; Eurotiomycetes; Eurotiales; Aspergillaceae.
UUGCUGAAGCGAUUUGCCCACCCAGAAGCCAAGAUCAGCCAACCUGAGCAUAUCGGCAUCGGGGAGGAUGCAAUCACAUUCAAGUUCAAACAUGGGGAAACGGACUUGUGCCUGAAAGUGUUCAAACCAUGGAAGUAUCCUCACUCGUACCCAAGUAUCAACCCGACAGUCGAAAAGCUCAUCGGUCCCUUCAGCCGAGAAUGCCGGGCAUUUGCUCGUCUCUGUGAUAUGGGUCUGAACGGGACGUGGGCUGUGCGGUGUCAUGGCUGGAUCUAUCUGUCGGAUAGCCAGAUGGCGUCUCUCAGAAAGGUAUACCCCCAGUUGGAGAGUUACGAUCCGUACUACACUGGUUCGCGCUGGGCGAUUGUAAAGGACUUCCUCUCUGCUCCACCCACCAAGGCAGAUCUCGUGAAAAUCCGCGAGGGAUUUGAUAUUGCGAAACAGGCGCGAAUCUUACCACACGAUCUGGAAAUGGACAAUUAUAAAGGGUCGGUUUUGAUGGAUCUGGGCUGUUCGACAACGUAUCCGUUUGUGAGAGGUUAUGCGUCCACGUUUGAAUUCGAUCACUUCUUCGACAAUUGCAUCCCCUACAUUGGGGAGGACUGG